Paramecium primaurelia is the source of this 1691-nucleotide messenger RNA. The record is from the annotation of a GenBank genome assembly. Lineage: Eukaryota; Ciliophora; Oligohymenophorea; Peniculida; Parameciidae.
CAUGUCUACUCAUAUCAAUCAAACAUAACAGAAUUUAACCAAUUCAUAAUAAGAAAACAAGUAAUUCCUUUAUUAUAAAUAGUCUUAGAAAUAGAAUCAGAUCUCAAAAAUUGUUCAUAUCAACAAUAAUUAAAUUCUUCUUUGCCGUAUUACUAUUUCUACUGCUCAGUUUCUAGAUUUAAUAUCACCUAGAUAUACUUUCUAUUUUUGUGCUUUUUCUAAUAUAUCAUCUAAUAGACUUUUUGAAUGUCUUUUACUAUCAUUUUUAGAUGAAAAAAUUGUAAAUACGAUUGUAAACAUUCCUAAUUAUACAGCAAGAAGAAAAAGUUAUUGGGCUAUCUUGGAACUACAAUAUUUGAUUUCUUUUAUAUAAUAUGCUUAUUAUUGUUAACAAAAGUGGGAUACCAAUAUUUUGUUUAUAGUAAUAUUUUUUUGGUAAUUGCAAUUUUAAUGAAUUUUUAUUCCUUCUAUUAAGAUAGAGCUUUAUUAGAAUCACUUAAAAUGUUGAAUUAAAUAUCUUUAUUGAGUAGAAUUUAUAUAACAAUAUGUUCAUUAUUUAUAACUUUAAAAAUUGAUAAUAUAAUAAUUUGGAAUUGGACUCCUACUUUAUGGAGUGUUUGGGUAGGUUUAAUUUGUUUUAUUGGUAUCAGUACAGGUUCCCUUAUAGUUACAUUUAGCAAGAUUAUUUAAUAUAUGUUUGAUAAAUAAAAUAUAUAGAAAUCAGAAUGUAUUUAUUUUUUAUAAUAAUAUUUAGUGAUUUCAUACAUUUGGAUAACUUAAAUUUUAAUAUUUGGAAGUGUAUCUAUAACAUUAAGUUCUUUGGGAUAUUUAUAAUAUUUAGAAAAUGAAUAAAAUUAUUCUUAUAAUUUUGAAGUUUAAAAAUAUUUCAUUAUUGCUGAAUUCUUUAUCAUUUUAAUAUAUUCCAUAUAUUUUCGUAUAGAUAUUUGUGAAUAAAUAUUCAUAACACUCUAAGAUGAUGAACCAAUCAAUUAAUAAUAAUUUUCUGUUAAUAUGUAAGGAAAUAAUUAAACUUUAUAAUAAAUCAAUCCAAUUUCAUCAAGAACUUAAAUUCCUUAAGUUGUGUAAAAAAUAUCUAAAGCAUAUUUUGGAAUUCCUUCUAGAAUAAAAAAGGAAGGUGAUCAAGAUUCAAUUAGUGGAUCACCUGUACUUAAGAAAUCAUCAAAAGGUCAUAAAAGAGCAUUUUCUAGUUAAGGAAUUGCUUCAUAAAUGUUUUAAGAAUUUGAUUAAAUAGUAAUUGAUAAAUAAACAUUAAACACUUUAAAUAAGACUACUUCUAAUGAGUAAAGAUUUUAAGUUGAUAAAAAGAGAUGUAAUUCUCAUUUAGUAACAGUAAAUUAUUAUAUUAAUAUAAUAGAUUGUCCAUGAUGAAAGUAUUUAAAAUAAAAACCAUGAGAUGAGUAUGAGUUAAACUAGUAAUAUUUGUAUAGUAUGUUAUGAAAGAGGACCAAAUGCAGUUUUUAUGAAUUGUGGUCAUGGAGGAACAUGUUAUCAAUGUGCAAUUGAUAUUUGGAAAUAGAAAAUGGUUUGUUAUUUAUGUAGAAAUGUAAUAAUAAAUAUUAAUUAAUAAUUAGAAAAUUGAAUAUAUUUUGAAAGUUGAUUUAGAAGAUAGAUAUGGAGAUUUAUUUAAAGUUAUUUCUACAGUUUAAAUGAUAGAUUAAUUUAAUAAAUGA